Molecule: messenger RNA, 390 nt
Organism: Brettanomyces nanus
Lineage: Eukaryota; Fungi; Ascomycota; Pichiomycetes; Pichiales; Pichiaceae
Gene: RPL26A
Product: 60S ribosomal protein L26A
Exons: 1
Coding region: 1-390 (129 amino acids)
Biological process (GO): ribosomal large subunit biogenesis; cytoplasmic translation
Cellular component (GO): cytosolic large ribosomal subunit
Molecular function (GO): structural constituent of ribosome; RNA binding
Source: RefSeq, a predicted model, not a curated record
AUGGCUAAGUGUUCGAAGGACGUCUCAUCCAACAGAAACAAGUCUAGAAAGGCUUACUUUAAUGCUCCAUCCUCUGUCAGAAGAGUGAUGAUGUCUGCACCAUUGUCCAAGGACUUGGUUGAGAAAUACGGUGUCAAGAGACUUCCAGUCAGAAAAGCUGAUCAGGUUCUCGUCGUUAGAGGUUCAAAGAAGGGCCAGGAAGGUACCAUCUCCUCCGUCUACAGAUUGAAAUAUGCUAUUCAGCUAGAGAAGUUGACCAGAGAGAAGUCUAACGGUGCUUCCGUUCCAAUCAACAUCCACCCAUCAAAGGUUGUCAUCACCAAGUUACACUUGGACAAAAACAGAAAAGCUUUGAUUGCCAGAAAGGGCGGCAAGGUUGAUGAGGAGUAA